Messenger RNA from Lotus japonicus, 1929 nucleotides. RefSeq names its product SUPPRESSOR OF GAMMA RESPONSE 1-like. Lineage: Eukaryota; Viridiplantae; Streptophyta; Magnoliopsida; Fabales; Fabaceae. The coding region runs from base 261 to 1454 and encodes 397 amino acids. Gene Ontology annotation, cellular component: nucleus. The record is from RefSeq and is a predicted model, not a curated record. The transcript is spliced from 6 exons. Gene Ontology annotation, biological process: regulation of DNA-templated transcription. Gene Ontology annotation, molecular function: transcription cis-regulatory region binding; DNA-binding transcription factor activity.
ACAAGGUCAUCAUAAUGACAAUCACUCGGUUUUCGAAGCACGACAUACUAUUCCACUAGGCUCGGAGUCAAGUUCGGUCAACUAUGGGUCCACCCGAACCUCAGCCUCGUCCAAUCGUUCAAUACAGAAGCACAGGUUCGGAAACGUAUGCACUUCCAUUCCAAUUCCAACAUACACACUCAUAGUGGAACUUCCCGCUCAUUCACACACACUCUCGCUUUCAUUGUUCUGCUUCUCUCUUCUUACCCUUCUUCAAUUCAAUGGCUAGGAGUUGGCUUAUUGACAUAGGAGGAUUUGCAAAGAAAGUAAAAAGCACUGCUUUAUCUUCAUCUGAACAGAUCAAGGAUUGCGGGGCAUAUCGCGAAUGCCCGAACUGUAGUUAUCAUAUAGAUAAUAGUGAUGUUUCUAUUGAGUGGCCUGGCUUUCCUGUUGGUGUAAAGUUUGAUCCUUCUGAUGCCGAACUCUUAGAACAUUUAGCAGCAAAAUGUGGUAUUGGGAAUGCAAAGCCACACAUGUUUAUCCAGGAGUUCAUCCCAACACUGGAAGGAGAUGAAGGUAUUUGCUAUACACAUCCAGAAAAUCUUCCAGGUGCUAAGAAAGAUGGGAGCUAUGUCCAUUUCUUUAACAGAACAAUUAAUGCCUAUACUACUGGUCAACGGAAGCGUCGAAGGAUUCAUUAUGAUGGUCUGACUGAAGACCAUGUACGCUGGCAUAAGACUGGUAAGACCAAAGCUGUUGUCGAAAAUGGAGUACAUAAGGGCUAUAAGAAAAUCAUGGUUCUUUAUAUAAGAUCUAAUAAAGGGUCCAAGCCCUCUAAAUCCAACUGGAUAAUGCAUCAGUACCAUCUAGGACCUGAAGAAGAUGAGAAGGAUGGUGAAUAUGUGGUUUCAAAAAUAUUUUAUCAACAGCAAAAGCAGACUGACAAAAAUGAGGAGAAUCCAAUGGCUGAAGAUUCUGACAUUAUAACAUCACGAACAAGUCCAAGGACUCCAAAACCAAAUCCCCCCAAUCCACCUCGCACAGGAAAAUGUGUUGACUGUGAUGAUAAUAUUGAUGAAGCUGCACUGUCAUUUGCCCAGGAUGUCAAAUAUAUCCCUGGAGGAUCGCACGCCCCACUAUUUGACAUUCAGGAUCUGGACAAUAGAGGCAAUCCUGCAUGGUUGGCUGGUGAAUCACAGGCUCUGGAAGUUGCUGAGUUUGAUGGCUUGGAUGACAUAUUGUUGUGCAAUGAGAUUUUGGAUUCUUCUGCUCUAUUAAAUGAUGAUUUUGGAUUGGACUCCACCACUCUUAAUGGCUUUUCUUCCUAUGAUAACAUAAUGGCUGGAAAUGAUAAUGUGACUCGUGGAACUUCUGUCCUGGAUACACUGGAAUUGGAUACUCCUCCAGAUUUUGAUCUUUCGAAUUUGAACUUUGGUUCUCAAGAUAGUAUCCUUGGGUGGAUGGACAGGUUAUGAGGUGCUCUUUGAAGUAAGUUCUUUUUAAUGCCAUUGGCAAUCCGAGAAGCGUUCCGUUCGAUUGCUGGGGGGUGCACCCUUUCAUUUCACAUUCUUCAAUUACAUCUGGUUCAUCAUGAGAUGUUGCAACUUGCAAGGAGAAAUGAUACUUUUGCAACUUUUGUCAUAUCAUCAAGUUAACUAGUUAAGCCAUAGCUACAGCUGCUGGAGUUUGAUCUUUCUUCAUUUAGGCGGCGGUAUUUGUGUGAAAGUGGUUUUGAUGGUGUAUUUUAUUUGCUGUAUUGGUCUUGAUGGUUAUGUAAAAGCCAUGGAAGUGGUAAAUAGAUCUUUGGGGUAAAAUCCAAAAUGAUGUUGUAGGUUCUAAACUAUAUCUAUUUGACAUGUGAGUGGCUGUAUGUGAAUAAUCUGACUUUAGAUGGCAUCGCAUAUGUUUUUUCAAAAAAUUUAGUACUCCUGGAGAAUGGGGUCUUCGGUA